AUGAUCUGGCGCCGGUCUCUCCGGAUAUUUCUCCAAUUUAUCUAUUAUUUCUUGGGAUCGACUCUGAUUGCCGUGGUACUCGCAACCCUAACCGAAUGCCAGCCAUUCAACCACUACUGGCAAGUAGUUCCGGACCCAGGCGCCCAGUGUCGCUCCGGCUACGCGAACCUGAUUACAAUGGGAGUAUGCGACGUGAUUACGGAUCUUCUUCUUGUGGCCUUUCCUAUUCCCCUGAUUAUGAUGACUCACAUGCCUGCGAAACGCAAAGCCUCGCUCGUUAUUCUCUUUGCCUUAUCCUUGAUUCUUGUCGGUAUCACCUGCUACCGCGUACCCUCUGUGAUCGGCCACCAAGGGUCACAGCAAUACCGAUCUCUUCUGGCAUCUCUAGAGAUCCUCGCUGCCACGGCGGUUUCUAAUGCCAUAGUCAUUGGGUCCUUCGUGCGAGACAAGGGCGUCAAGAAAGCCAAGUUCAAAAAGGCAAUUGGAUCGGCCUCCGUCAGCGAGAGCAUGGAUCACAGCUCGGUUCGUCGUACAACUAUCACGCACCAUCACUGGGGCAGUGACUCCGACCUAGCAGGAGAUCUGGGCAUCCGUUUGCACCCUGACCUGGUUUCUUCCGACCACAAGCUGCCUCGUCCAGCCCCCGUGGUUGCUCCCUGCGAGCCUUUUACAGCCCGUACGGGCACCCUGGAUCCAAAUUGGUCUUUCCACCGUCAUGCCCCUGCUACCGACGACGACCGAUCCUCUACUACAGGCAGUCUUGAUAUCAAAGUGAGCCCACACGAGUAUAUUCCGACCAAUAAAACGCCACGCAAACCGUCGGGUGACUCCGUCCCGAGCUCACCCGGCCGAGUCUCCAUGUUCGACGUCGGCGGUCUCCUGGAUCCUUCUCCCAGGAGCAGCCCCCCUCCAACCUCACAUAUGCAAUACCAAAUGCCUCCUCCCGGGCAAACGACCCGUGCACGCAGUGGAAGCACAGCUUUUCUUCAAGACGUUGGCGGUCUACUCUCCGCCCCGACCUCAGGGACUCCUCCAAACGCUUCACCGAAUUUCUCACGACCUGGCGGUCUUCGUAGUAACUCAUAUGGCCGCCGACGAGGAUCCAGCGUGCAUUUUAGUGAUACGCCGGAGUCACCGGCUCCACCGUAUCGAUCUCAGUCUGAUGUAACUGCCCCAAUUCCUGAGGGAAGCGACGACGUCGAACUUCAGGAUGUUGGGGGAUUACUAUCAAAACAUUCAUGA
Molecule: messenger RNA, 1242 nt
Organism: Aspergillus oryzae RIB40
Lineage: Eukaryota; Fungi; Ascomycota; Eurotiomycetes; Eurotiales; Aspergillaceae
Product: putative integral membrane protein Pth11-like
Exons: 1
Coding region: 1-1242 (413 amino acids)
Source: RefSeq, a predicted model, not a curated record